GGUGGAUGCUUUUCGUGUUGUCUGGUCACACUGCCGUACUACCUGUUUGAUUUCGUUGAUUAUUUUAUUUAUUUUCGUUACUUCUGUUUACCGUAUUUGUUGUUUGUGUUCUUUCCCUUUUUGUUAUCAAAAUAAAAACUUCUAAAUAAUGGCUCGCUACUUCAAAGAACAGGAUAUUGAUGAAUUCCGCGAGUGCUUUUAUCUAUUCGCCCGUUCGGGCCAAAUCAACAAUUUGGACGAACUAACUGUUAUUAUGCGUUCCCUGGGUCUUUCCCCCACCAUUCAAGAACUGGUUUCGUAUCUAAAGCAGAAGAAUGGCAAGAUGAGUUUCGCCGACUUUCUGGACAUUAUGCAUCAGCACUCCAAGGUGGAGAGCCUGCCGGACGAGGUGAUUGCCGCCUUCAAGGCAGCCGAUCCCCAGAACAAGGGCACCAUAUCGGCCAGGCAGCUGCGCAAUCUCCUCCAGAACUGGGGCGAGGGCUUGUCCAUGCGCGAGGUGGACAACAUCUUCAGGGAGGCGAAUGUCAACAACAAUAGCACUGUGCGAUAUGCAGACUUUGUUAAGAUUGCCUGUGCCCCAGUUCCAGACUACUAUUAGACCAUAUCCGGGUAUAUAACAGCCCGAGAAACACAUUCCAGUACAGCACGCCCCAACAAUCCGCACAAUAAUCAAUAAACAACAUGUAUUUAGGUAAA
This is a messenger RNA of Drosophila ananassae, 696 nucleotides long. Its product is annotated as calmodulin-like protein 4. Lineage: Eukaryota; Metazoa; Arthropoda; Insecta; Diptera; Drosophilidae. The transcript has 4 exons. Gene Ontology annotation, cellular component: myosin II complex; cytoplasm. Gene Ontology annotation, molecular function: calcium ion binding; myosin heavy chain binding. The record is from RefSeq and is a predicted model, not a curated record. Bases 149 to 598 code for a protein of 149 amino acids.